ACCCUUUUUACAUCUACUUUCCCUUUUGUCUCUUCUAUCUUACAGCCGCAAAUCACCCAUGGCUCCCAAACGACGCUCCACCGCCACCGCUGACAGCCGGCGAGUUCGUACCUUUACCGGUCGCAACCCGCCAACACCCGCCACCGCCACCACUUCUCCAUCGUCGACGUCCGCCACCGUCCGCGUGCCAGCUCCACUCGAUUCCAUUGCCGCCGCUCCUUCUCCGCCGUCUCGCGUCGUGCAAUCUGCCUUGAAUAAAAUACACGCGCCCAUCGCGGACACCAACCCACGUGCCAAGCCACUACCUCGCGCUAGUCCACAACCCUCAGCCACCACCAACGGUGAACCACUUUCUGACUUGCAUGACUCCACUUCCACCUCUUCAGCAGACCAGUCUCCUACCGAUAAUCCGGCUGUGGUAAAUACUUCUGUUGCUGGUACCCGGACACGACUUGGGAGGGGCAGACAUCACUUACCUCCGGCUCCAUCACGAUUGAACGGUAAUCUUCAAUUUACAAAUGCAAACGAAAGAGCCAGGUAUGCCUUCGUUUCGACUCUCCCUAUUGUACAAGGUCCCAUCAUCCCACCAUCCCACGAUCUGAUCGAGUCUUCAAAAAAGGAAGUGCUUUACGUACAGCUCCUGUUGCCUCAACCAUGGCUAAUCCUCCAUUUGGCGCUCCACAAGCUUUUCAGGCCCUCAACACCAGAAUUGAUCAGAUGGAGAGUCGAUUCGAAAAAAUCUUGGAGCGUGUUGCCACUCAUCUAGCACGUUUAGCAAACAACAUCAACGACAUGCGGGUUACAAUUCGAUCUCAACACCGACAGUAGCAGUAGGCGUCCUGAUAUCUCUCCGGGUCAUAUUCUAAACUCUCUCUUUAUUUAAUUAUUUAUUUAUUUUUGUUGUGACCCAGGUGUGGGGGAUUAGCUGCAUUUAUAUCUGCUUUGGUUGUCUUAUUCUUUUAUCACAUUGAGGACAUUGUGAUCCAAGUGUGGGGGAGAGUUUGUCCACUUGUUUUAGUUUUAAUUGAUCUUUUUGUUUUAUUUGAUUUGUUUAUCAACUUAAAAAAUAAAAAAAAUAAAAUAAAAUAAAAUAAAAAGUUGACUUUCAGAGUUAAAUUGAAUUAUUUUAGGUAGCUGGCAUAAAUAUCAUUCUCUUAUCUUUUUAUGCAGAUCAUUGAGAGAUUCUAGCAUUUUCUUUAUGGUUUGAAAUGUGCAAACUUAUGUUUAAGUGAAUGAAUAUUGCUUGAUAAAAGACCAAUAGUGCAUUCUGAAAUUCUACUUUAACCUACUGCAGUGAGUCUUGAUACUACUAUCUAGGGAACUAAGGUUAAAAAAAAAAAAAAUUAAUUAAUUUCUUUUUGAGUGGUUUACCAACAUUAACUUGUUCAAAUGGUAUGGCAUUUGAUUCCCUUAAGCAAGGGAUGUCUCUUGUGGAUGGAAAAAGUUAGUGGUUGGGAGAAUUAUACCCCGUAGGGGCCGUCAAUAAUUCGAAACAUACCACUAAUAAUAUGGUUUACCAUCACUGGUUGGUUUGGGUGGGUCGGACCCAUUCCCCUUAAGUAAGGGAUGUCCCUUGUGAAUGGAGCAAAUCAAUGUUGGGAGAGUAUACCCUCGUAGGAGCCGAAAACAAUCUCGAACAAAAACCAUAGGAAGAAAAAAAUAAUAAAAAUAAAAAUGAUAACAUAAAUAAAAACUGGAUUCCUGGUUCCCUGGUGAAAAAUUAUAAUUUUAAAAGACUUUCUUGGUUGGUUGGGUAUAUGUUUCUUUAUGCACUAAUUUAAGAAUUUCAUAGAACUUAAUUGCAUGAUCACAUAUUGAGUUUGCUACAUUUCAGCUUUUGAAGAUUGUGUUGGUAUUUCUUUUAUGAUUUGUAUACAUUGAUGAGAUUUUGCUAUGAAAUGCAGGUUGUUUGAAAUAAGUUGAGUUAACUUUGUGAGCCAUUUGAUUAUGGGUAACUUUUGUGGGUUAAUGAGUACAUACUUGAGGGCAAGUCUGAUCUAAGUGUGGGGGAUUUGAUAAUAUGCAUAAUUAUACAGCUUUAAUAUUACAAAUUAUCUAGACAUUGAGUUUGAUUUCAUUUAAAACAGAUUGAUUUGUUUAAAUUUCGUUAUCUUGGUAGGAUUGGAGGAUAACAGGAAAAAUCCAAUUGGGAACCCACAUUCUGAGAUAAAAGGUGGCCACAAUCAAAUUCAUAAAAGAAUACUCUAGAUAAGCUGUGUUAUGGACUGCGUUAUGGGCACAAGCAUACUUGACAAACAAAGCCGACUUGAAAUCCGGGAACCACCAAACAGAUAAUUCUUAUCUGUCAAACUGUACUCAAUUUUGAUUUUAGAUCCUUAUAUUGGGUUAGGACUCUUAGCACUAUAAAAAGGGGGGCAUUCUGAUGUAUCGAUCAUCUCAUCUUACCUUUCAUCUCUUAUUUUUUAGCCAUGAACUUGUGUGGCUAAAUUUCUCCUUUCAGUUAGAGGAUAAUUAAAAGUUCCAGUUAAACGGGUUGUGAGAUUGAUGUAAUUUUAUAGUUUCUUCAAUUAUUAGUAUUUAUAUUAUUCCUAUGUUUAUUGCUUAA
Messenger RNA from Manihot esculenta (cassava), 2566 nucleotides. RefSeq names its product glycogen [starch] synthase-like. The record is from RefSeq and is a predicted model, not a curated record. Bases 59 to 766 code for a protein of 235 amino acids. NCBI's taxonomy places the organism in Eukaryota, Viridiplantae, Streptophyta, Magnoliopsida, Malpighiales, Euphorbiaceae. The transcript has 2 exons.